This is a messenger RNA of Mya arenaria, 1397 nucleotides long. RefSeq lists its product as uncharacterized. The record is from RefSeq and is a predicted model, not a curated record. NCBI's taxonomy places the organism in Eukaryota, Metazoa, Mollusca, Bivalvia, Myida, Myidae. Bases 289 to 1233 code for a protein of 314 amino acids. The transcript is spliced from 2 exons.
CUAUGGAACGGACUAUAGAUAGACUGACCACGUGAUUGGCCAGAGCCCGCGGAGCCCGGCACGCUCCAGCGUCAGUCAUUAACUAUAGCUCGAUAGGAUAACAUGCAACUGUAGAUUGUGUAUUAAACUGUUAAAUAGACAUAGCCUUUUGUACUUGCCUUCACCCUUGUGUUGACUUUACAUUAGCACUACUACAAAUAUAAAACAUGAUGUCAGAAAAUAGACGAAUUACGUAGUCCUGUGACAGUGAUCUUGACAUUAUUUGGACUUAAUUCAUAACAGCGAAAUAUGAAUAUGUCAGGAAUUACACCUCCGUGCAUGGAUUGGGACAGUACAAACCUCCCGGAGGCGUGGGAAAGGUUCAAGCGACACGUGGAACUCAUCUUCACUGGACCUUUGAGCUCCAAAUCAGAGAUAGAGAAAGUGUCAUAUCUUCUCUUGUGGAUAGGCGACAAAGGCCGCGACGUUCAUCAAGCGUGGACUCUGACUGAAGCCGAGAAAAAGAGCCUGAAAUCCAUUUACAAGAAAUUUCAAGCUCACGUCCAGCCAAAACUCAACCCAAUUUUCGCGCGCUUCAGAUUCUACAACGAAGUUCAAGGAGCUGACACUAUCGACAAAUUUGUCACUCGACUACGACUACGCUCACGUGACUGUAAGUUCAACGCAAACGAAGACGAAAUGAUCAGAGACAGGAUCGUUUUCGGCACGAACAAUUCAAGAAUAAGGGAAAAACUCAUCAAUGAAGGAGAGAAGCUAACGCUUGACAAAGCACUCCAGAUAGCUCAAAGCUUUGAGUACUGCCAGACUCAAAUGGCAACCAUGAAUUUGACGUCAACGCAAACGGACACACCGCCAGUCACCCCAACACCCGUGGACGCCAUACACAGACGUAACGGACGUAAGCCACCGGACAACCACCAACAGCAGCGCCAACCACCACAGCAGCGCCAACAACAACGUUCAUAUCAACGAUAUGAGAAAUCAUGUGACAAUUGCGGACGAGUGCACGGACCUACCAAAACUCAGUGCCCAGCAUUUGGCAAAUUGUGUAACAAGUGCCAAAAACAAAAUCAUUUUGGACAUAUGUGCAGAAGUAACCAGAAUUACCACAAAUCUGUACAUGACAUUGACGCUAGUGCUGUAGACGGUGCAUGUGGAUAUUCAUGUGACACACCGGAAUACUACAUCGACAUGAACGAGGAAGAUGUUCUAUAUCUAUGGAACGGACUAUAGAUAGACUGACCACGUGAUUGGCCAGAGCCCGCGGAGCCCGGCACGCUCCAGCGUCAGUCAUUAACUAUAGCUCGAUAGGAUAACAUGCAACUGUAGAUUGUGUAUUAAACUGUUAAAUAGACAUAGCCUUUUGUACUUGCCUUCACCCUUGUGUUGACUUUACA